UAGUGUCAGUGUGCAGCGCUCAGUCAUGACAAGCUGAAUGAUGCUUUAGUCAAACAUGCCGUUGCUCACACAAAAUAAAAUAGAUAGUAUUUACUACAGUUAUCUGGACACUAUCCGACGAGUUACGCGUGCUUGUGUAUUUAUUCCUGAUUGCGGCUCAUAUUGUGAAGCAAAUAUCAUCAGCUACAUGCUAACACCAUUUAACCCGCUGCGAUUUAUGAUCAAGCUUUGAUUGAUUGUCCUUAUAAAGCGGCAAGUGCAACAAUUCCAUUGUGUUAAAUGUCUUGACUUGGCAUUCAAUAUAAAACAGAAAGAGAAAUCAUAAAUCAAUCAAUGUCAAUGACCACUGUCAGUCGUCACUCGAUGCAAUUAGCAUCUAAAUAAUUUCUAUAAGGACGAGAUUUUCGAGAAGAACCGAGGAGAUCAGAUACAGGAUGACGGACACACUCGUCCUCUCGUUCCAGACACAGUUGUCUGCGGUCAUGGAAACUGUCCUCAAGACCACAAUGUACGAGAUCACCAGGUUAGUGGAGGAGAGCUUCUUGGAGCAGAUGGAUCGCGGGAAACGCGAGGCGGAGGUGUUGAGACGAAGGCUGAUCGUGUCGGAGGCUAAACUGAGGGAACGGGAGAGGUUCAAGAGGGUGCGUUGUGUGGACUGUGGUCGGACAGCAGUGCCCAAGAGGAGAAUACUAAACAGAGGCACAGAUACACAGUGCGGUUUGGGCCAACCCCUUAUUCUAAAGCAGGAGAAAGCCUCUGACAGAAGUUGGAGGUGUAGUGCCAAGGGAAGCACAAUGUCAAACCAGGAGAAGCCUUCAACGGUCCUAGAAACUCAGCAAAAUGCUGUUCUAGAGGAUGGACCUAAGGAUGUAGGAGAAGUGAAAGAGGAGGCCACCGUGGCUAGAGAUAAUCAAGCUUGCCUAUUAAUGCAUUCUCAAGUACACAAACAAAAGGAUUCUCAUAACCAACUGGAAGAAACCAUUGGGCUGGAUGAUACUGACUCUGACCACAGGACACUAAAGAACAAACCAAGUGGUGGCACACCUUGCACUGAGAAGCCUGGGAAUGAGGAUGACGUGUUACACAGGAACCAACCAAAAUGGUUUAGUUCUAAAACAGACCCUCUUCCUCAGCCAGAACCAGUCAGGACUUCAUCAUCUACUCAGUCUCAGGGUUUGAGACCGCAAGUAGGCAGCCUAGACUCGGGAUCCAUUAAACAAGAAGUUGUAGUGAUGCUUCCAACAGACUGGGAAGACAUUGAUAGGAUUAGGCCUCCAAUGGUUUCUGCUCACAGUAGUGCUAAAAAGACACAAUUGGAACUUAAGCCUGGCGAUCCCGUCACUGCUAGACCUCAAGUUGAGGAGCGAGUUCCAUAUCCUGUGCCUCCUAUCAAUGUUCAGGGCCUUGCACCGCAAACCAUACAGCAUUCAGUUAGGAAGAACACAAAAGUUGUUCUAUAUACCAAUGCGGUUGUUUCAGAUAAAGGUGCCAAUGAUGUAAACAUGGUACAUUCCAUCUGCAAAGGCCUUCCCGCUCCAAAACCAUCUCAACUCCAUCAAUACACUGAAGGAGCCGGUACAGGUGAAAGAAGUUUCAGCACCGUACACCAAGGAAGGGGUCUCCCACAGGUGAUCAAUAUGAGGGUUCAGGGUGACACCCGACACAAUUCGGCGAGGACAACACACGAUUGCAACCAGUGUGGAAAAGGCUUUUCUCACCUUUGCCACCUCAGAGCUCACCAACAGAUCCACACAGGAGAGAGGCAGUUCUGCUGUACAAUCUGCAGCAAAAGCUUCACAAAACUGAGUAACUUGAAAGCUCACCGCAGGGUCCACACGGGUGAGAGACCUUAUAUCUGCACAGACUGUGGUAAAAGGUUUACCCAGAAAUGCAACUUGAAAAGGCAUCAGAGAAUUCACUCUGAAUUCACACACUCCAAUAUAUGACAAGAUGUGAUGGAAUACGUCCUUCAUUUAUCUGUGUUACACACAGGAGAUAUUUGUGGAGGUUCUUUGUUUUGCUGACUUGCUGAAUUGUGUUUAAUAUUGUGCUAAUUUUAAUUUGCAGUGGGAGACAAAUGACUAGAUCACUCAGGGGCAAUUACAAUCAUAUUAUGAUAUCUAGCAAACAAAUCAAAGCAGAACACUUUUCCUGCUUUAAGAAAUUAUAUUUGACCUGUUAUAUUAUUUGACUAAAUAUUAUAUUAUUUUACUAAAUAUAUAUUUAACAUGAGAGUUAAGCACAUUUCCCCCCAGAAUUCUCAUUACUGUAUCGUGAAAUAAAAAUAAUCCUGUCUGGAAACAGAAACUAAAUACUACCAUGAUGUAUUAACAUUUAAAUGUAUUUAUACAUAAUAUGAAAAUAUGAAUUAGUUGGAUUCACCCAAUGUUUUGGAAAUUAUCCCUGCCUAUGGGGUUUGUCUCACUUAACAUGGGACUUUUUUCAAGUUUUGAUCAAGAAAACACAUCAACUCAACGAUGUACUGUUAAAGGUGAUGUAAUCAGUGUUGGGUAAGUAACUAAAAAAUUAUGAAUUACUAACUACUAAUUACAUCUUCUACAAUGUAAUUAGCUUACUGUAAUAAUUACUCUGUUUGAAAAGUUAUUGCUUUACUUAUUACUAAUUACUUUCUAAAACCCUUAUCAACCUCGACCAGGUGAAAAAUAUAAGGAGAGACAUGAAAUUGUUCACAUAUAUAAAUAGUAUAAAAUCAAAUAAAUUAUUCAUGAACUGGCCAAAUAAUUUAAGGGGGCUGC
Messenger RNA from Xyrauchen texanus (razorback sucker), 2756 nucleotides. Its product is annotated as zinc finger and SCAN domain-containing protein 10-like. The record is from RefSeq and is a predicted model, not a curated record. Bases 435 to 1946 code for a protein of 503 amino acids. The transcript is spliced from 3 exons. Gene Ontology annotation, biological process: negative regulation of transcription by RNA polymerase II; regulation of cytokine production; regulation of immune system process. NCBI's taxonomy places the organism in Eukaryota, Metazoa, Chordata, Actinopteri, Cypriniformes, Catostomidae.